GUAGUGUUUUAUGGUGAAAAUCCUGCUUUUUUGCAGCGAAGGGCAUCACUCACUGAGAAUCUUUCUCUCUGAGAAUGCCAAACAUUGGUCAAGACAGAUUUUGAUAGUAAAUAGUGCAAAGACAACACGCCAAAUGUCACAACUGAAAAAAUGUUAGGCCAUUAUGAAAAAUUUAUGCUCAUUUUUAAUUGAACAUAAACAGUUGGGCAUUGUUCCCUUUUUUUCAUUUACUAACACUUUGUACAUAUUAGUGAACCCAGGAGAUCAGUUCCUGAAGUUUGGAAAGUCAAAUGUUGUCAUUGUUGACUAAUAGAGGAUUUCAGCUAAUUAACGGUUCAGGGUCUCUUUCGUCUUCAAUGGGGGACAAGUCAGGACUGCAGACAGGCCAGUUUAUCAGCAGGACUCUUCUACUACAGAGCCAUGCUGUUGUCAUCCCUGAAGAAUGUGGUUUGUCAUUGUCUUGCUGAAAUAUGAAGGUCUUCCCUGAAAACCUUGUUGUCUGGAUGGCAGCAGAUGUGGCAUCCAUGAUGUCCAAAAAGAUAGUCAGUUUUUUUUAUUCUUGGUGGUCUUGUUUGUUUUCAUUGAUCACAAAAGAGGGAUCAGGAUCCAUUUCUGAGUCUUUUCUUAACAUCUAAAAACUCUUGAAAGGAAGCUAAAACUGAGUACAACAGACAUCAUGUACAGGACAAUGUCAACAAAGAUCUAAAAGGCAUCACAUUCCUCAGUCACGCUACAAUUAACAGAAAUCAAAAGUUUUUCAAAGGAGUCGAACAGCGAAGUAACAAGACACAGUAAAGUGUCUGGCAACUCCAGAAUCCACCUAAUAAACCUUUCUGACCUGUUGGCCCUCUUAAAGUCAUUAAAUCAUCCUCAUGGUAAUACUUGGGUGUUCAUUUGUCCUCCUCAUGUUGCGAAACAUACAACCUGAUCAACUGCCUUGCCAACUAAGAGUUCUGAGUCCGUGUUGAUAACAGUUAUGAUGGUGACAAUCUUGAUGUUUCCUUUCAGACGCUGAAUCAACGUGGUGCAGUGUAGCGAGCAGUCUCAAAGGUUGCUGUUCCAGAUAAGAGUCAGUCUUCUGUUUCACUCCUGGUCUGAUGAGCUCGGAGCAGCUGAUAUGUGAACACUCUUAUCUCACAGUCCAGGGCAAAAGCCCCUCAGACUCCUGAGCAGUGAUUGCAGAGACUGUUGAAGGGGGAGGUUUGAUGUGUCUUAAGACUGUAAAGGGUUGCAACAACAUUCACAAGGAUUCAAAAGUACAUAUUAUUCUACAACUGACCCUGUUGCACAUUUUAACCUGACAAAAUCAAACCUCUCUCAGACUUUCAGACAUUCAUAUUAGCAGGUGAAUACUGUUGCAUUUCUGUCUCUUUUCCUUUGAAAUGUCUGCCUCACCUAGUGGUGUCAAACAAAAGGCUACAGUUGAUGAUGUUAGUCCCAGUCUGAGCCUAACCAACAAUGAAGCUUGCAUAGGUGGCUGCUCUGACACUCCUCUGUCCUCGCAGUGUCAUCACUCUCAGCUUGGCUCCAGAGUUAAUGUGUUUGCUGGGGGGGAGACACAAUGGUGUGAAUUGAUGAAGAACAAAGUAACACAGAAGUCGAGGAAGACAAAGAUGAAAGUGUUAAAAGGUUGUUGGUGCCUUUUGUUUCAUUGUGAGGGUUUAGGAAUCAGCAGACUUGCUGUGUUUUUGUGUUAUCUGCAUUAAAAUGUUGAUAGAGCUUCACUGCAGAUUGGGAAACCAUAGGAAAGGGACACUGGAAAUAAGUUUGAAAUCCAAGAAACCCUUUUUCACAAAUGCAAUUAAGUGCAACUAAUCCAUUACAAUCUGCUUGUUUGGCAUGUGCUGAGAAAAAAAGUGGAGAAUGGGUCCAUGUGAGACCUUCAGAGAUAUUUUGAGGACUGACUCCAAAUGAAAAACACAAAGAUACAGCUGAAUUCCUGCAGCAUGCUGGUUGGUUGCAGAGACUUGUUAGUGGCAAUAACUUUAGCAUUUAGGUAAAAGUGCAUUGAAUAUGAAGGCUACUGGAACUGUGUUAUGCAAGACACAGACCGGAUGGUCAGAAUUGAUUGCCACUGAUCACCAAUGACAAUGAUUAACUUUGCACCUAAUAACCCUUUGAGACAAACUUCCCUGCAGAAAUUUGGAAAACGCAGCAUUUGCAUGAUCAUAUUGAUGGUGGAUAAUGCCAUCACAAUGAAUGUCCACUUCUUUUCUGCAAGGCCUUUAGGCCACUGCUGUAUAGUGCCUUGUUAUAUAGAUAUUCUUCUCUUUCUCUUUGUAGAUGUUGUGAAGGAUAUAAUUUACUCUGAAACAGUGUUUGAUCAAUCCUUGUCCACAAAUUACACAAAACCAGUGUGGCAAAGUCCACUGGUGACACAAAAAACAAAUAAACACAUGGCACAAACUACUCUCAAAUCUAUUAAUCAUCACACACUGUUUUUUUUUUUUUUUUUGUAAACUGAGAUAAAUCUCUGCUCUUUCAAAAUUAAUUGUGAAAGUUUUACAUGGUUUGUGUGUCUCUGCAUUUCUGUAAGUGCAUACUGACAUCUCAGAGAGCUCACAGCAACAAGUCUUCUGUUAGAUACAGGUGUGCUCUUUUACAAAUGCUGACCAAAAUAGGGGGUCAACCAAAACUUUUGUUUGGAGUGAACGCUGCAAAAGACAGAGUCGUCUAUGAGAAAUGGUCAUUAAUGGAAACAUAAUCAGUCCGUCUCCAGCUCUCCUUUCUCGUCUGUCUUUUUAAAAGUUAAAUUAUAAACCUGAAUAUUUAAUUUUUUAAAACUUUUCUCCUCCUUGAACUGUCAAAAUUCUUUCCUCAAACCCAGUUUUUUAUUUAGGUAUUUAUCAGUGUUACAUGUCUGGGCUAGAGGACACAUGGAAGAGUGUUUUAUAGAGCAGAAAAGAGCCAAACCUUAAUCGGUGAUACUCUUUAAACAAGGAGAUUAAAACCCUUACCUCCUCCUCUGUAAAAGUUACAGGACAUGCCUGCUCCUCUGUGUGUGUGCGUGCGUGCGUGCGUGCGUGCGUGCUUGCGUGCGUGCAUGCGUCUGUGUGUGUGUGUGUGUCUGCUGACUGAUCCCCUCCCAGCAGGCGACCAUUGAACUCACAAUCCAGCCCCCACGAUGAGGGAGACAGCUGGGGGGUGAGGUCCACCUCCACGGAGACACACUGCUCCCCCACCUCUCCUCACUCUGGCACUAUAAAAAGUCCUCUCAUGCUGAACUUUCUCAGUCUCAUCACGAGCUCCACCAGGUAAGACCAGCUGCUGCCAUGCCUCCAACUGAACUUGAGCUAUAGAGAAAUUAGAGGACGAGGAGAAACUUUUCAAAUCUUGAGCUGAGUUUAGUGUAACUUUAAAAUGAUGAUUUUUAGCUCUCAGUGAUUCUUGUUUUCAGACUUCAAAACUUCAUCUCCUUUGGAAAAAAGCUUGUCUUUAAGAUCAGAGAAGUGGUUUGCUAAUUCUUUUACCGUGAUCUACCUAAAGCCUGGAUCAGGAUCACGCAGCAUUUCAGAGCUAAUCUGCUUGUGUUGUCUCUCUAAUUUGAAGUCACUCUUAAUCUGAGCAGAUUACAGCCUCUUGAGAUGAGCAGCCACAUGUUAAAUGGAGAGAAAUGCAGGGAUGAGUGUGCAGAAUUCAUGAAGUACUCACUGUCAAAGCUCAGUUUUCAGGCUGCCACACUGUGUUAGGCUGAUCUGUUUGCAUCUUUGUCUAAAUUUUGUAGCUUUUUCGUGUUAAUGGAGCUCUUUUGUAAUAAAUGUUAACUCUUAUCUUCUCUCUAGACCGCCAUCAUGAAAGUCGUGUCCCUCGCUCUUGCCCUUCUGUUGGCUGUAGGUGAGUAACUGACAUGCGCUGGUCUGAUUUGGUUUAGCUCAGUCCUUUUUAGUGCAUGAACCCCGUUUCUUAUCCUCAACACAAAUACCUCAAAUACCAGAUUUUUUUUUCAUACCUUGUCUUGUUCAAACGGGCCUCAUAACAGCACUAUUUUGGGCAUCUCCAAUUGAAUAAAGCAGAAUAGAAUGAGAUAAAAUAAAAAAUACAUAUAUGGGCGCUAUCAGUUAUACAUAUAGAAACAAUAAGAAAAUAAAAAAAAAAUUAGUAAGAUUUAAUACAUCUAUAUUAAAUGAAGAGCCAUGAAACGACAGUUUAAACAGAAACAGUUCGGAGGGCACAAAUUGGUCAACGGACAAACAUUUAUAUUAUUCAUAAUUCCUUAUCAGGUGGAACACAGGUUAUCCUCUCUUUGUGGAUGCAGUGUGCCCCAUUUUUCCCAUAAUGCAUCAUGUGUGCCCCUCUGCAGUCUUACACCGACAGUCAUACGUUUCAUACAUUCAAUGUUUUUAACCAUCGACCCUUAUAUCUGCCACCUUAUUGUUUGUGUUUUUUUUAAAGGUAAUGUCCGUUUUUCAGAGGUUUUGCGUCUUUUUUUGGGUAAUAUUAGAUCCUUUUUUGCUUGAGCAGAGGGUUAAAAAACGUAAAUUAAACAUCAUAGCAGAGGAUUUCUCUGACUGUACUGGGGACAUCUUCACUGACAAGCAGGUUGAGUAGGGUUUUCAGAUCCUACGUCGAAUUCAUCAAUAAUUUGUCUGGACCCUGAUUAACAUUCAUGUGAUACUGAUACAUCUGUUGGCAUAGAUCCUUUUUUUGUUUGUUUCUCUGCAAUUUACAUUUUCUGUUUAUUCUUUCCUUGUCCUCUUUUUCUAUCUUAGGCUCUCAGGCUGCCGCCUUGCAGGCCGAUGCACCCCCAAUGUUGGCACAUGCCAGGGGUGUAAUGAACAUGUACCUGGAAAAGGUGAAAGACAGUACGGUCAAAGCCCUGCAGAACAUUGAUGAUGCUGAAAUGAAGUAAGGACAUGUAAUUCUCCCUUUGCUUUUCCAAAGUCUCUCAAACCUCUUUCUUGCCUUUAUUUCCUUUGAACAUAUUUCUUUGCUUUCUGUUUACAUGGUUUUGCUCGUGUUUCUUUCCCCUCCCAGACAAAGGCUGCUUCAGCAUGUGGAGAACGCAGACAUGAGGAUCAAAGCGAUGCAGGGUGCCUUGUCCCCAGUGACUGACACCGUCGUUGAAACCGUCAUGUCUGCCACCGCUGAGUUCCGCAACAAAAUCAAUGCUGAUGUUGAGGCCCUGAGAGUCGAGCUUGUGCCCCUCCGUGCUAACCUGAGGGAAGUUGUGGACAGACACCUCGACCAGUACAGGACUGCAUUCGCCCCCAUCAUGGAUGAGUAUGUAGCCAAGCACAACUCUGAGAUGGAAGCCCUGAGGGAAAAGAUGACCCCAGUCAUUGAGGAUAUGAAAGCGAAGGUGCAAGUCAAUGUUGAGGAGACCAAGGAGGCUCUGAUUCCCAUUUUGGAGGCUGUGCGUGGAAAGGUUUCUGGCUGGUUGGAGAGCGCAAAGGGAAUUGUUGAUCCCUACAUCCAGGAAUACAGGGAGAAGCUGAGGGACACAGUCACACAAGUGCGCAGCGUCACCACUGAGGAGAUGGCUGCCCUGAACCAGAAGAUCACACCUCUGGCUCAGGAGGUCAGCGUUAAGCUCCGUACCAUUAUGGAGGACAUCGCUGACACCUUCGUCAAAGUCUAAAUCCUCUAUACCCUGUCCCUGUAACCAAUCCCACCUCCACAUCCGCUCCAACUUCCUUCCUCUCAUUUUCUCACUGGAUCUCCCAAAGUGAAGCCGAUGCCUAACUGAUGCACUUCCUUGCAACAAAAUGGCGGGACCCUUGUGCUCUCUCUACCAUGCAAACACCUCUCUUUGUGCACAUUCACAGACACAUACAGGCUCACAUAUAAACAUGUGCUUCACUCUUUGCAUGCACAGGCAAAUAGCACACAUUUUGUGUCGAAAUGUAUGUGAAUUACCACCAAGUGCCAGAUCCUCUGUGUAAUGAUGCUUGUCUGAUGAAAAACAGAUCAAUAAACAUCUGACUGUUUAUACAACUGUGAUGUCUGACUCCAGUUUGAAUGAUUUUGUGUGUCACUGAAGAUUUGAAAUGAUUCACCUCUUUCACUGUCAGCACUCAAACAGAACAACCGUCUAUUACAGCCUGAAAUUCACUUUUAUCAAAAUACAGUCAAAUGUUUUUGGCAUUAGGGAAAGGUAGUGUGAAGAUGAAAAAUCUGCAGUUACCUAAAGACAGAGGUAGCACAGGCUUUAUAGGCUGUCAUUGUGCUGACCAUGUUCAACUUGCACUUCACGUAGAUCUAGAUACAAAGACUUGCUCAGCUCUCUAGGUUUAAAAGUAAUGUGUCGCCGUACUUCGUACGCCGUACUAUAAGAUUGUAUGAUAUUUCUAAAUCCAUCAUCCAUGGAUCAAGUCUUCAAACAAUAAUUAAUAAUUUCACUCGUCCUAUAAAAAGGGAAAUGUAUUUCUGAAAAACAGUGCUUAAAAGUUGUUAAAUCAAUAAAACUGUGUCAGACACCCUGUAGAACUUAAAACCAGAAUUAGUUGAAUUUGAAAAUGGUGUUCCACUCAGCUUCAUCCUUGGUUUUAGUUCUUUUAUUUAUUAUCAUUAUUUUUAUACAUUGAUUUAGUGUCAGCUGUCUCUGGUUAUAAAAUGAAACUUUACACUGGUGGCACAGUUUUGUACGCAUUACUCCUGAUGUACAGUCUGCAGUGCGGCUUUUCUGAAGGGGUUAGUUUUCAAUGUGAGGAAACCAAAUUUAUGCCCUUCAUUCAGAGCUGAAUGUGCUGAUACAAAGAGGGUAACCGUUUAUCAAUAUCUGGAUAUUUGGACUGAUGAGAACUUCGCUUUUAAAAGAAGGGGAGACCAGGGCUUGUUGACACAUGGGUAAGUUGUCACAUUGCAAUUAUCUUUGCCACCAGGGGGCACAACUAAAAGGUGGAAUACUAGUUUUAUUCCUUUAUAUGGUCAGGGGUCCCGUCCUGUCUGAGAAGAGAGAAGCACAUUGUGAGCUGAGAUCAUAGACUAUAUAUAGAAUGGACAGCGUCUGCCUCCUCGCUGGGUGAAGCCACUCCGAGAAUAGCACCCUCUGGUGACAGGCUGCAGUAUAGGUCAUAAAUCCCACCUCCUCCAGCAAUCCUUAUGAAAUUAUGGACAAACUUUAGAAAUUUAUUAUACAGAAUAUAAAUUUUUCUCCUCCCUGGUUGUGAUGUUGACAUGUAGUUACUGUAAGACUGGUUUGUGCUCAAGUCCUCUUUUUUCUGCGAAGCUCAUUUUUUAAAAGUUAUUAGGGGGUUCAUGUUUUCUAUGAUUGACACUUGCGUAGCUCACCAGGGGGGUUCGCUGUUUGAACCGAGCGUCAUCACAGCUACUCUUGGCGACCCUACCGCCAAAUGUGUACAAUGCUACUGUGCAAGUGGUGGAAUGCAUACAACGUUAAUGCGCAAUGUUGGUUUCAGGAAGUGGAGAAAAAACGCAGAAUCACUGAGAGCUUUUCGGCAGGUUGUCCAUAGUUUAUACAGUCUAUGGCUGAGAUGAGUGCCAGUUAACCAUUUUACCCGACCCAAAGUAAAAAAAAAAAAAAAAAAAAAAAAAUUAUAUUUUUUAAAAUAAGCUACUUCCAAAUAAAAAUCCUAGCAGUGAUACAUGUGGACUUGUUAGAGGAGAGAUUAAGGUAUUCUGUCAUACCUCAUUCAUUGUUCUGUUUUAAGAUAACUUUAAGCUAGAGCUAGAAUUAGCAAACGUAGUUUGGGGCAACAUGUCUCAGUCAUUUUGGGGUAAGUCGUCACAUGUUUAAAAGGGA
Messenger RNA from Xyrichtys novacula (pearly razorfish), 7702 nucleotides. NCBI's taxonomy places the organism in Eukaryota, Metazoa, Chordata, Actinopteri, Labriformes, Labridae. The record is from the annotation of a GenBank genome assembly.